GCCUCCAACCUCUCUCCUACACAGGUCUUUCUCCAAACCUCUCUCUGUCAUAACUCAUGCCAUUUCAGCCCCAAGCUCUUCUCCUCUCUUUUUCCUUUCUUCUCCUAUACAAAUAUCUAUACAUAGUAAUAUACACACAUCUCAUAUUUCUUUUUCCAAAUUAUAUGCGACCCAUUUACAUAUUUAAAGAUUACUAUAGAAUAUUCAUAUUUAACAUAUUAAUACCCUUUUGAGCUUUAGUUUAGAACCUGAAAUCUUGUUAUUUCAGUCUCUGCAGCUCCCAGUAAAGGGAAGCAUUUGGAUGGAAUGACUUGCUGGAAUUGCAUGUCCAAAGUUUGACAAAUUUCAGCAUAGAAUGUGGCAUAGAAGGUUUAAGAUGGAUAUUUUUAGGUUGCUUCUUGCUAAAUCUUGUCCUGAUUUUCACAUUGGCUUCACCAAACUUGAUUUUUGGUUAUUGUGGUAAGAUGCACAAUCUCCAUUUAAUUUUCCUAGAAAAAGAAUACCACAAAAUAUUGGUUGCAUAUAGAAGAGGUAAAGUCUACGUAAACUCUACCCUCCUCAAACCCUACUAGUAAAAUUACACUGGUUGUUGUUGUUACGUAGAAAAUUUCAUAUUGUUCUGAAUGAGUAAUAUGUCAAAAGAAUUCUGGUUCAAGUCCUAAUAAUAUAAAAGUAGUGGAGUUCAGAAAUCUUAUUUACUUCAAUUUCCUUCUGAAAUUAGAAUUUGCAUGAAUAUAAUCUAGUUGAGAUACUGUUUGUUUCCCCUGGCUAGUUAAUGCCUAACGUUAAUUAAGAAGCAAUUACAAAUAUGCUAGUCAUAGUGUAUGUGAUAUUAGUCAUUGAUUAUGAUUUGAUAUAUUUUAGUUACUUAAUUCAUAUCUAAUUAGGUUUUAUAGUCAAAAUAAUAUAAUCUAUGUUAGAAGAUUAACCUCAAAGUUGGAUUAGGAAACCUAAAUUAUUUAGUAAUUUGAUAUAUGUUACAGUUAUCCAAUUCAUAUCUACUUAGGUUUUGUAGUCAAAAUAAUAUAAGAAUAGGUUUUUAAGUAGUCAAACUAGUUUUGCACUAUUAUAAAUAGGAGUGUUACUACGUAUUUUCUUGUAUGAAAAAUUGUGGAGAAUAUUACUUUAGCAUUGCUAGACCUCUCUUUAGAUACUGAAUUGCUCUUAGACGGAGUAACAAAAUAAUAUAAACAGAGUCCCUUUUUGUUCUUUCCUAACUCAUCUGAAAAUUAUGCAGACUAUAGAAGUUUUGAACAAUGAGGAGAUAAUGUUUGGCAAACUUCUGCCGUGUUAUCGCAUGGCCCCAAGACAGUCCCGCCUCAGCUCCAGACGAUCUCGUAAAAAAAUCCUUUUUAUCGCGCUUUUGAUACUUCUGCCGAUUUUGUUCUUUGGUGUUUACCUCCACGGCCACAAAAUCUCCUAUUUUUUCCGUCCGCUGUGGGACAAACCUCCACCUCCGUUUGAUCAUUUGCCACAUUAUUAUGCUGAAAAUGUUUCGAUGGAUAAUCUUUGUCGCCUACAUGGAUGGACCCUGCGUUCUGAACCACGUCGUGUAUUUGAUGGGAUCAUAUUCAGCAACGAGUUAGACUUGCUCGAAGUAAGGUGGCGCGAGCUCUAUCCAUAUGUUACAAAAUUUGUGAUCUUGGAAGCCAAUACUACUUUUACUGGAAUCCCAAAACCAUUGUACUUCUCUGAUCAUCGCGAACGAUUUGCCUUUGCUGAGGAAAAGAUAGUACACGGUGUAUUUCCUGGCCGUGUUGCGUCCCCUGGUUCACACGAAGAUCCUUUUAAACUAGAAGCACAGCAGCGUAUCGCCAUGAACAGGUUACUUAAAGUUGCUGGUAUUGCUGAUGGCGACCUUCUCAUUAUGUCGGACACGGAUGAAAUCCCGAGCCAACACACUAUUAAAUUGCUGCAGUGGUGCGAUGGGGUUCCUCCCGUCCUGCACCUUGAGCUCAGACAUUACAUGUAUUCCUUUGAGUUCCCUGUUGAUUAUAGUAGUUGGCGCGCUACUAUUCACAUUUACAACAGGUGGACUCAGUACAGACAUUCGCGCCAAACGGAUGUUAUACUUUCUGAUGCAGGGUGGCAUUGUAGCUUCUGCUUUCGGCAUCUGCAAGAUUUUGUGUUAAAAAUGACUGGUUAUAGUCACGCGGAUAGAGUGCGACGUAAAAACUUCCUAAAACAUUCUAGAAUUCAGAAGCUUAUUUGUGAGGGAGCUGAUCUUUAUGAUAUGUUACCUGAGGAGUAUUCUUUCCAAGAAUUGAUCAAGAAAAUGGGAUCAAUACCUCGCUCAGCAUCCGCGGUUCACCUUCCUACAUAUGUCAUUGAAAAUGCAGAUGAGUUUCGAUUCCUUCUCCCCGGAGGUUGUCAACGAUCACCACGAUGAUUCUCUUCAUUUGUCAAUUUUUUUUGCUUAGAAUUUUCAAUUGUAUAAGGGAUAGUUAUUGAUGUUUUUUUCCAUAAAAUUUGCAGAAGAUGGUUUAGCUGUUGUUAGUAGAGUUUUGUCCGUUGAGAAAAUAGGUUCUCUUACCUUUUGCUAAGUAUGUAUACAUAUUUUAAAUCAAUAAUUGUCAAAUGAAAGCAUUGUUGUUAACUGCUCUAGCUUUGUGCUGGAGGGGAGUCCUGGAGCAACGGUAAAGUUAUUUUCGUAUGACAUAUAGGUGACGGAUCCGAGCCAUGGAAGCAACCAUUAACACUUGCAUUAGGCAACUUGGAACUGCACCCAAAAAAAAGGCAGCCCGGUGCACUAAGUUUUUGCUAUGCGCGUUGUUCGGGGAAGAGCCGAACCACAAGGGCCUAUUGUAUGCAGUUUUACUCUGCAUUUCUGUAAGGGGCUGUUUCCGCGACUCAACCCACACUCUCACUUUUUUAGGACAAAAAAUUACUCUCAAGAUGCAAAGUGUGUUUCGGAUCUAGAAAAAGGGUUGGAACAAAUGGAGAAAAAGGAGAAAGGGUAAGAAAAAAAAGUGUAGGUAAGAUUCUCCGGAAAGAGAGCAGAAUCAUUUUACUUUCCCUUUAUGCAUUUCUCCUUGCCCCUCUUUGAACUCUUUUGGCAUGAUUAAAGUGAACAGAAAUUGAGGUUUUCCUUUAAUUGAUGAUCCUUUUUUA
Messenger RNA from Nicotiana tabacum (common tobacco), 3111 nucleotides. The record is from RefSeq and is a predicted model, not a curated record. NCBI's taxonomy places the organism in Eukaryota, Viridiplantae, Streptophyta, Magnoliopsida, Solanales, Solanaceae.